Molecule: messenger RNA, 1056 nt
Organism: Sander lucioperca (pikeperch)
Lineage: Eukaryota; Metazoa; Chordata; Actinopteri; Perciformes; Percidae
Product: tetraspanin-8-like
Exons: 9
Coding region: 131-922 (263 amino acids)
Cellular component (GO): membrane
Source: RefSeq, a predicted model, not a curated record
CCGCCGUCCCCUCGGUCUCUCUCCUGUCUCUUAAAACCAGCACCUUCCCGGUCUCUCCUCACUUCUCCGCUGCAGUCGGUUCUUCAUCACCUUUAAGAACUAUCCUUGUGUUGUAUUUCCAUCUUUAAACAUGACUCAGGUCAACAGCUGCCUCAAAUGGCUCCUAACCAUCUUCAACAUCAUCUUCGCGAUUGUCGGCGUCAUCAUCAUCAUGAUCGGUAUGGAGUCUCAGCUCAGCUACGCUAACGGAGCCUUAGCUCUGGACGUUCACACCUUCAGGAAACCCGAGCUCUAUAUCGUGGGCUCCAUCAUCAUGGUGAUUGCCAUCCUGGGAGCCGUUGGCGCCUACAAUGAGAGCAAGGCGUGCAUGAUCCUGUUCCUGGUGUGUAUGAUUCUGGGAAGUAUUGUGAUGCUCCUGCUUGGAAGCUUGACGGCCGUCAUCCGUUCCAAGCUGCCGGCGGUGCUGGAGGCAGCGUAUCGUCCGGCUCUGCCUCUGGACAGAACUUUAUAUGAUAUGAGGAACCAGAUGGAACGCUUACAGACAAAGAUGGAGUGCUGCGGUCUCUUCAGUUUUGAGGACUGGGAAGGAAACAUCCCCCGAUCGUGUUUGUGCAGCAAAUUGUGGGGAACGUGUCAGGAAGUCCACAACAAAGGUUCUCAGCUGCCGAAGAUGUCCGUUCACGCCAAGGCCUGCGUCCCCAUCAUCGAGGAAGAGUCCCUGAUGCUCGCUGACGUCUACGUCGGAGUCUUCUUCACUCUGGCUGUCCUGGGGCUGCUGGGAAUGGUUCUGUCCUCCAUCAUGAUCCACCAGCUGCGUAACCCCAACAGACCCGUCGCCGUCCUGAUGUCGGUCCCCGCCUACUUCAACCAACCUCCUCCCAGAUAUGAGGAGCUGCAGAACAUUGUUCCUUCAACGAACUAGAGGAACAACGGCUUCCCUCAGGCUCGUUGUCAACAGUCAGAAGGUCGAGUUGUUUGACCGACGUGCCUUAACGUCACGGUGAGGCGUCCCGGCUGUCGGCUUCUGCAGCAACAUCAUUAGGCCGCUUUCACACU